AUGCUGUGCCGGGCUCUGCGCGCCGCCGGGCCGCCCCGCCCCGCCCCGCGCGCCGCAGGGAAGAGCGCCGGCCUGCCCCGCGUCGAGGCCACCGCGUCGCUCGGCCGGCUGGCGCGCCUCGCGGGAGCGGGCGGCGGCCGCCGCCGCCGCCGAGGGCCUCGAGGACUCCUGGGCGGAGGCGCGGCACGGCGCCUCCAGGUCGCUGGCGGCGCUGGCGAGGGUGGACUCAGAGGCCGUCUUGGACGCGCUGACCGGCAAAGUCGGCCACCACGACUUCAGGGUGCGGCAUGCGGCCGGCCGCGCGAUGCUGGCGUCGGUGGGCGCGGUGGCGGCCGUGCCCGGCGGCAGGAGCACGCGGCCGAGGGCGCGGGCGAGGCCUGGGCCCGGGACGCCCCGAAGGCGACGACCUGCGUGCGGGCCGCCGGCCACCUGUCCCUGUGCGUGGCCGAGGCGUCCGGGGCGAUCGAGAGCGCCGACUGGGCCUCUCGCCGUGGCGCCGCGCCGGCGCUGCGCCUGCUCGGCGGGGUCGAGCUGUUCCAGGGGAGCUCCGCAGGC
Molecule: messenger RNA, 555 nt
Organism: Prorocentrum cordatum
Lineage: Eukaryota; Dinophyceae; Prorocentrales; Prorocentraceae
Source: the annotation of a GenBank genome assembly